UUGACGCAGUAGUAUCGUGUUCCUAUUCAGUAACGAGAAUAUGCUUAUAAUUUUCUACUUGAAUUGAAAAUGCAUUUCUUUUUAUUGUUGAUAGUGUUCUUGUCAGGAUUUAGUGAAAAAUCUAUAACAGCUAUUGAAGUGCACGAAAAUGUGAAUGAAAAUGGAACAGAUCCUGAAUCCGGUGCUGAAUCACCGCUGAAAACUACACUUCCAAACAGUUCCGUUCAGAAUGGGUCCCAGUUGGCGAUCAAUGAACCCGGUAAAAGUGUCGUUAUGACAACAAGUGCCGUUGAUUACAGCAGCAACAGCAGUGGUAGCCAGCAGCAGCAAGUGAACGACAAUAACCAUCAGCAGCAUCACCAGCACAGUUCGAGUUACCGCGAUACGCCAUUACAGGUUACGCCAACUACGACCGUUUCCACUACCGUCUCAGUGAGCAGCACGGGGCCUUCCACGGCGUUAUCAUCGGCAACAUCUUCUUCCGGAUCGGCUUUUAAAGAAGACAGCGUUUUGAAGGACAUUGUAGGAGCAAAUCUAUCGCAGCAGCAGUUGUCCGCGUAUAAAAAGCGUCAGCUGUAUUCGAGCGCUUUUCAUUUAACAAAGAAUGCAACACUCGGAAGAAGUUUCGGCAAGAACCCAAAUCGUCAAUCUCAAUCGGCCAAAGAGUUUGUACCAUCUCAGGAGCUGACUCAUUUGUAUCAACGCUUCGAAGAUCAUCGGCCCUUUCUUCCAUCUCCCCCGAUAGAUGCAACCUACCCGUCCAGUGUGAUUGAUAACGAUUCCAAAUGGUUCGGCGCGAACCACAUCAAUAUUCCGGAAUCUUUUCAAGCUCCCGAAAUCAAGCACCAUCUACCUCCGAAGCUCGAACAUCACAAGAACGGUAAAUACCUCUGGCUUCCCAACGGCCAGACGCACCACAACGGUGCCAGUUUCGAUAGUCCUUUCAGCAGAAACAAAUCGCGGUUGGCUACCCCUCCGAAGGGAAAAUGGAAAUGGGUGCCUGAAGGGGAGGAAGGUUCGGACCCACAACUGCAAUCCGAGACGCCCAUUGAAAACGGAAAGGCACCUGACCUUGAGAGCAAGAUUAUAAGCAGCGGUCAUCACUACUUUAGGUUCCCACCGCCGCGUGGCCAUCCAUAUUCGUUCGAUGCCGGUCAAUCGCCGUUCAGUAGCGACGAGACAGGAAGUGGAGGAUUCGGUUCACCCGGCAGUGGCGGCGGUAGCAGCAGCAGUAGCAGUACUACGACCGAUCCGUUGAUGUAUUUCUUCGGGCCCUCGCCAACGGCUGUGGUGGAUGGAUCCAGCUCGAGCAAGUUGAAAACCGGUGUCACGGGGGACUCGGACGCACUUAAAGGAGUGUCUCCGUGGAAAAAGAUCAUCCAUGUACUGUCUGCGGCGAUCCCUAUUGGGCUCAUUAUCUCCGCGCUGACUCCACAGGUUGUCUACAUCAAUCCAAACAUGACGCAAAAUCCCGUCCAGAUGCAAACGCCCACCCCGAUCGGUGCCACCGGCUCCAGUAGUAAUUUUGCGAACCCCAGCCGGCAACGUUCCGAAGAUCAAACAGGGCCGUUCGGGACAGCACCCGCCAAUCCACUGAUUGGAUUCCUGAAUGCCCUGUCCGCCAAUCAAAGCCGGUGGCCAAAUUUUGAUGCCCUUUUCGGUGGUGCCACUGGCAGUAGCAGCCCCAUCGAAGGAGGAGGUGCUUGCGAGGAGAAAUCAUUUUGCGAGAUGGCACGCCAAGGAAUCAAUCACGAUGCCGACACACUGUUCAAAAUGUUGUGGAAAAUUGCCAAUGAGACACCUGCAGAUCAGGCCAGCCAGAGUGGGCUGGAGGAAAUUUUCCGCGCCGUCAAAGACGAUGACUGUUCGAGAUUCCACUGUGAAAGCACUUAAUCCAAGCAAGCAUAUCGUAGUCGUCAAUGGCUUUGGUUACCGCAGCAACAGUACUGAUUUUUGUUGCUAUCCGCAGUUUUCUUAUUCGUUGUGCGGCUGUGUAGUCAUAGUAAUUGCGCCGUUGUUGUGGCUGAAAGAUAGGUACCUUGGAUCAUUCACCACAAACAAUAAGCCACUUUGGUACCAACGACGAAGGUGGCGGUGUUUAAAUUAAGCUUUUAUUUUCUUCCGAUUUCCACAAUUACGUUUCGAGGACCAAUUCAAAGUGACACUCAGCUACGUACAUGCCAGAGAGGUGCAAACAAACGAUAGUGUGCUUAGCUUAGUUGGAGAGACAUCAAUCAAUUGAAUUAAGGAAAUUUCGCUGUUAGUCAGACGGCAUGUAAGCAUCGUAACGAUGAAGAAAAAAUAAAAGUUACGUAACUAAAAGGGUUCCUCGGAUUGAUAUUACUUAAGCUUUCGAUUUCCCCGUGUUAUAUACGAUUUAUUGACAGAAUUGUCCUUAAUAAGUAGUUAUGACAAUAAAUAAUGUUUUAAUGUAUUUCCAAUAAAA
This is a messenger RNA of Armigeres subalbatus, 2446 nucleotides long. RefSeq lists its product as uncharacterized. The transcript is spliced from 6 exons. Lineage: Eukaryota; Metazoa; Arthropoda; Insecta; Diptera; Culicidae. The record is from RefSeq and is a predicted model, not a curated record. Bases 70 to 1893 code for a protein of 607 amino acids.